CACCGACUCGGCAGGAACAUGUUGCAGCUCCGCAGACUCCUCACUCGCUCCUGUGCCGGGUGGCGCCGGCAUCAUUGUGCAGCAGUGGAAGUAAAGAAUGAGCCAAUCCUGGAGUUUAAACCUGGCAGCACGGAGAGGGCGGCCCUCCAGCAGGCAUUAAAGGAGCUGAAGGAUAAAACAGAAGAAAUCCCAUGUGUCGUGGGGGGAGAGGAGGUCUGGACUAAGGACGUGCGGUACCAAGUGUCGCCCUUCAAGCAUUCUCACCGAGUGGCCAAGUACUGCUAUGCGGAUAAGGAGCUGCUGAAUAAAGCCAUCAAUGCGGCGCUGGCCGUGCGCAAGGAGUGGGACCUGAAACCCGUACAGGACCGGGCCCAGAUCUUCUUUAAAGCGGCAGAUCUUCUGAGUGGCCCCAGGAGGGCGGAGAUUCUGGCCAAGACUAUGAUUGGGCAGGGGAAAACCGCGAUCCAGGCAGAAAUUGAUGCCGCUGCUGAGUUAAUCGACUUCUUCCGAUUCAACGCCAAAUACGCCAUGGACCUGACGCACGAGCAGCCGAUCAGCAUCCCCGUCAGCACCAACUCCAUGGUUUAUAGGGGCUUAGAGGGGUUUAUUGCCGCGGUGUCACCAUUUAACUUCACUGCAAUUGGUGGGAAUCUGGCGGGAGCUCCGGCACUGAUGGGGAAUGUGGUUCUGUGGAAACCCAGUGACACCGCCAUGUUGGCCAGUUACGCAGUGUAUCAGGUUCUACGUGAAGCUGGCCUCCCGCCCAACGUUAUCCAGUUUGUCCCGGCCGAUGGUCCAGUCUUUGGUGACACCAUAACCAGCUCGGAGCAUCUCUGUGGCAUUAACUUUACCGGCAGUGUCCCAACCUUCAAGCACCUCUGGAAGCAGGUGGCACAGAACCUGGACGUGUAUCGGACUUUCCCUCGAUUGUCAGGAGAAUGUGGAGGGAAGAAUUUCCACUUUGUUCACAGCUCGGCCGACUUGGAGAGUGUGGUGAAUGGGACGAUCCGCUCAGCGUUUGAGUUCGGGGGGCAGAAGUGCUCGGCCUGUUCCCGCCUCUACGUUCCCGACUCGAUGUGGCCCCGGAUGAGAGCACGGCUCCUGGAGGAACUCGCCAAGAUAAAAACGGGGAACCCCAACGACUUCUCCACCUUCUUCUCCGCUGUCAUCGAUCAGAAGUCUUUCAGGCGGAUAGAGGGUUGGAUAAAACACGCGCAAUCCUCCCCGGAGCUCACCAUUCUAGCAGGAGGGAAGUGUGACGACAGCGAGGGGUAUUUCGUGGAACCGACCAUCAUUGAGAGCAAAAACCCCAAGGAGAAGAUCAUUCAAGAGGAGAUAUUCGGGCCGGUGCUGGUGGUUUACGUUUAUCCGGAAAACAACUACAGAGAAGUCCUGCACCUUAUUGACUCCACCUCCCCAUACGGCCUCACGGGGGCAGUGUUUGCUCAGGACAAGAAUGUACUGAGGGAGGCGACACAGAUACUCCGACACGCCGCAGGGAAUUUCUACGUAAAUGAUAAAUCCACGGGGGCAGUUGUGGCUCAGCAGCCUUUUGGGGGCUCUCGAGCUUCUGGAACCAAUGACAAGCCUGGGGGGCGGCACUACAUCCUCAGAUGGACAUCACCGCAAGUCAUUAAAGAGACCCACGUACCCCUGACGGAAUGGAAGUACCCGUAUAUGCAGUGAGCUGUGUCCAUGAGGGCUGAACCAACUCAAGCUGCUGAGGGGAGAAAUCACAGCUGCUGCCAAAAUCCGGUUGGUCCUCUGGAACAUGGACACAAAAUCCCCCCAACGCCUCAUUUUACAGAUUUUAUCAUAGCAAUAUUUUAUUUUUUUAAAGUGGAUUUUAACACUUUAACUUUAUUUUAAGUGAAUCCAUUCAUGUCAUUAUUUAAUAAUAACACAAGGGGGAGCCCUAUGCCCAAGUCUUAAUUUCACUGGACAAACUUGGGAAAAGGACUUAUCUGUAAUGGAACUUCCCAGCUGCGAAUCGGGAUAAAGGGGAAGUAGCACUUCCAUGAAAGUGGAUGGUGUAGUAGAGCUCCACCUGCUGGUUGAAGUGAGUGCUCUGCUUUUUUUGGGUGAAAUUUUGCUGUUAUUUCAUUUUGGACGGGUUUGCUGUUA
Xenopus laevis (African clawed frog) is the source of this 2124-nucleotide messenger RNA. RefSeq names its product aldehyde dehydrogenase 4 family member A1 L homeolog (gene aldh4a1.L). Gene Ontology annotation, cellular component: mitochondrial matrix. The record is from RefSeq and is marked provisional. Gene Ontology annotation, biological process: L-proline catabolic process. Lineage: Eukaryota; Metazoa; Chordata; Amphibia; Anura; Pipidae. Gene Ontology annotation, molecular function: oxidoreductase activity; L-glutamate gamma-semialdehyde dehydrogenase (NAD+) activity.